GAGUAUGAGUACGAACUACGAAGUACUCCAUAGUCCAUACUCCAUUAAAGAAGCAAGAAGCAAGAAGCAAGAAGCAAGAAGCAAGCAAGAAGAGAGAGGGAGAGGUUAGUAUGGGGGUUUGGGAGUGGAUAUACUCAGUGACUAACGCCGUCAAGCAGAAAACCCCUGACGUAACGCCGGUGGCAGAGAUCUGUCGGCAAAGCUACGAUUAUUGUCGAGAUACCACUGUUCAUGUCGCCGGCACCGCCACUGCUAAAGCACGUGAGGUUCACGGCUACUUAUCCGAUGAUCAAGUUCGCGAUAAUCUUGGACGAGUUGCCGUUAACGUCUCCAAAAACAGCGCCCUUUACCUCGCCCGAUCUUAUGGGGUUGGUCCAGUUAUUGAUAUGGUUUCACAGUCAGUGCAAGAAAAAAAGGCCAUUUCAUACGAGGAAAGAACAAAGGAAUUAGAGACUAAAGUAGCCAAACUUGAGAAGGAGUUAAUAGCUGCGCAAUCAGAAAUACAAAGGGGGCGGUCCAGUUAUUGAUAUUUUUUCCCGAUCGGUGCAAGAUAAAAAGGCUGACUCCCAUAAGGGAAGAAUUGAGGAAUUGGAGACUAGAGUAGCUAGCCUUGAGAAGGAGUUGAGCUCUAAAAGAAUAGCUCAACAAUUAAAGAUACAGAGAGUGAUAACCGAGUCGGAAUCCCAAGAUGAAUCCAACUUUAAUGCAAACAUGAAUGAAAAACCAGAGGAUGUGCUGAAAAUCUUUAUGAUGCAGCAAUAUGUGGGUAAAAACCUUUUUGACAAUCUGAUCAUUCCAACCGGUGUUGGAUCUGAGAAGAAGGAGAAGGUUGUCUCAAAUAUACAAGGACACCAAUGUGAAUGAUAAAAUAAGAAAUGGUCAUUUGAUGUGUUAUUUAUUGUGGUGUAGCAUGUGUUGUGUAUACGAAACCCUCUUGUUUUUCAAUGGCAGACGCGUCUGUGUGUAUUUGCCACUCGGUAUUGUGAAAGGAAGCAAAGAAAGAUAUUAAAUCAA
Spinacia oleracea (spinach) is the source of this 1014-nucleotide messenger RNA. RefSeq lists its product as uncharacterized. The coding region runs from base 111 to 527 and encodes 138 amino acids. The transcript has 3 exons. The record is from RefSeq and is a predicted model, not a curated record. Lineage: Eukaryota; Viridiplantae; Streptophyta; Magnoliopsida; Caryophyllales; Amaranthaceae.